UGCCUCACCGGUGCCUUCCUCAGGCCAGACGUGUUGCAUACUCUUCUGCUACGAAGUCCUGUCCAGAAUCCCCUCCAUCGAAGACAUCACUCGCCCAGCAUGGCGGACAACUUCGACGACGUCCCCGACUCCACAGACUGGCUCUCGACGCCUUUGUCAGGGCUAUCGGCCGUCGAAGCCGCGCUGCGAUGCCAAGUAUGCAAGGACUUCUUCAAGACGCCCAUGCUCACGUCCUGCUGCCACACCUUCUGCUCGCUAUGCAUCCGCCGCGCUCUCUCCAACGAAGGCAAAUGCCCGCUCUGCCGCGCCUCGGACCAGGAACUGAAGUUGAGGAGUAACUGGGCCAUGGAGGAGAUUGUCGAGUCGUUUACAAAGGCGAGGAAAACGACAUUGCAGUUCGCCAGGACCGCCGGCCAGGCCUCCGCCGGAGGCUCGUCACCAAAGAGGAAGCUUGUGGAGGAAGACUCCGCGCCGGAACACCAGCCCGAGACGAAGAGACUUAGGAGCUCAGCGAGACUCAGCAGGACAAGGGCGGGCCAGUCAACAACGGUGGUAGACCUAGAGGAUGAACACAAUCCAGAGCCCAGAGAAGAGGAAGAGGACGACGAAGCAGACGACGCAACAUUCACACCAGAAGACGGUCUCGUCCCCUGCCCAAUCUGCCAAACCCGCAUGAAGCAAUUCCAAGUUUUUAGCCACCUCGACAAAUGUCCUGGCCCCCAGCCGCAGCCCUCCCGUCCCAGCGCGAGUCGCACUCCGACCCCGAACACGCCUGCGCGUGGCGCCGCUCCUCCGCGCCAGACUCCGGCUCCCGAGCGCCUCCCCGCCAUCGCCUACUCCAUGCUGAAAGACGUUGCCCUCCGCAAGAGAAUGUCCGACCUCGGCCUCUCCACGAACGGCACGCGGCAGCAGCUCGAGAAGCGCCAUAAGGAGUGGGUGACGCUGUGGAACGCAAACUGCGACUCGGCGCGCCCAAAACGCCGCGCGGAGUUGCUGCAUGAUCUUGACGUGUGGGAACGCACACAGGGUGCGAAGGCGCCCAUGUUCGCGGCCCGCCCGGGGGCCGCAGUCAAGGACAAGGAGUUUGAUGGCGCGGCGUGGGCCGUGAAGCACGACGACUCGUUCAAGGACUUGAUUGCGAAUGCAAGGAAGAGCAGGGCGCAGGCGAAGCAGAAGACGGAGGAGGCGGCUGCUGAAGAUGCUACGGCACAGAAAGAGUCGGAUGCUGCUACACCAGGACUCGUGGAGAACACAGAGAGGGUGAAGAGUUUAGAGAUGGUUGAGACCGCAGGAGCGGAGGUCAUGAUGGUUGACCUGACGGAGCCCUCUGUAGGCCCCGUGGCCACUCCCGCGCCCGAGGCUGCGAUUCCAAAACCGCCCUCAUCGGCAUAUUAUUUGCAGGACGGCUUUUCAGAGCAGAUACCCGCGGUGGACAUUGGCGCAACAAAUAGCCAAGAAGCACGAAGUCAUGGCCUCUAUGCAGCUUGUGGCUGCGGCCGUUCCUCCAACUCCAAGUUCUCCAGGUCUUCUGCCGUCUCCCUCGAAGGCGUCUUCUCUCCCGAAGGUUCCGUCACGGGCGCCUUCAGCCCUUGCAUCUCUGCCUCGAGUCUCUUCUCCAUCUCCUCCGCCUCCUUGGCCUCCUCCGCCUCUCUCCUCGCCCUCUCCUUGGCCUCCUCGGCUUCUUUCUUUGCCCUCUCCUUCGCCUCCUCCUUCUCCCUCUCCUCGCGCUCCAUCUCCGCCAACUCGUCGUCGACCUCCACCUCAUCCGCCGGCGCCGCGUUCGCAUCCGCAAUGAUGUCGCCCACCUCGUCCACCUCGCCCAUCUGCUCCCGCAGCGAGGCGACCACGUCCCCGACCCGGUCCGCCCCGCCGACCUUCUCGUUGAGCCCCUUGAGCGCCCCCGCGCUCGCCUCCAUAACCUUCACGAGCUGCACCUGGUCGCGCGCCGUCUGGAUCCUCGCUGCCACGUCCUCCAGCUGCCCCAGCGUCGCGAAGCGCGUCUGCAGCGAGUUCUCGGCCACCUUCUUCGACUUGAGCGCCGCCAUCGCCGCCACCUUGUUCUUCUUCGCGACGGCCUCCUUCGCGGUGACCGUGAGCUCGUCGAUGCGCGUGGAGAGCAGCGCAGUCUGCUUCUGCAGGUCCUCGAUGAGUUCCUUCAGAGACGAGACCGCGGCGUCCUCCUCCGUUAUAGCAGCCUCGUCCUCGUCCGCCCCUAUCCCCUUGAUCUUGACCACCUUGCCGUCAUACACCACCAGCCCCUUGUCCCGCGACAGGAAGACGAGCAGAAUGUCGACGUCCUUCUCGGAUAGCCUCCUCUGCUCGACCAACGCGUCCGCAAACGUCUUCUGGAAGUGUGUCUUCGUAUACGUGCGGUCGAAUCUCGUGUCCGCGGGGCUGACCUUCUCCGCGAGCUUCUUGGCCGUGGUCUCGACGUUCUUGAGCACGACGAACUGCCCCUUAGGCAGCUUGUCCUCGCCCGACGUCGACCCGCCGCCGAACCCGAGCUGCCCCGCCGCCCACGACACGACGCUCCACGGCACCUGCGACCACGUCUUGGCGUAUAUGCUGUCCUUUGCGCCGAGGAACUCUUUGACGGGGUAG
Molecule: messenger RNA, 2601 nt
Organism: Colletotrichum gloeosporioides
Lineage: Eukaryota; Fungi; Ascomycota; Sordariomycetes; Glomerellales; Glomerellaceae
Product: Postreplication repair E3 ubiquitin-protein ligase rad18
Exons: 3
Biological process (GO): DNA damage tolerance; protein monoubiquitination
Cellular component (GO): Rad6-Rad18 complex; nucleus
Molecular function (GO): single-stranded DNA binding; ubiquitin protein ligase activity
Source: RefSeq, a predicted model, not a curated record